Messenger RNA from Anopheles darlingi, 3342 nucleotides. RefSeq names its product transcription termination factor 2-like. The transcript is spliced from 4 exons. The record is from RefSeq and is a predicted model, not a curated record. Bases 1 to 3342 code for a protein of 1113 amino acids. Gene Ontology annotation, molecular function: ATP binding; ATP-dependent chromatin remodeler activity. NCBI's taxonomy places the organism in Eukaryota, Metazoa, Arthropoda, Insecta, Diptera, Culicidae.
AUGGCCACGGAGAACAGCAUUUACGUGCCGGAAUCGGGUGACGAGAGCGAAUCCUUUUCGGUCGAGAAAUCGAGAAAAUCAUAUCGCACCGACGGAGAUUCGAUCGUGAUCGAUGAAACCUCGUCGGAGAACGAGGAAGUCCAGGAAAACACCACGCUGGACGAAACUGAAGAGCAGGAAGAGGAAGAGGAGGAAGAAGAAAGUCUGGUGCGUCGGAUGAAGAACCGGCAAAGCAAGCGCAUGUCACUACAUCCGCGGCAGGCCGAGGAAAGCAUCGAAAGCGAGGAGGAGCUGGAGGACAGUAACGCGGCGCAGCGCCCUACCGAAGAGAAAAGUGUCCUGACGGAAGAUGAAGAGGAGGAAGAGGACGAACGGAAGGUAGAAUAUCGGGCCUACUCGCCGGCGACGCGCCGCAGCAUUCACGGUCUUCAGCCUGCUUCGUCCAGCGAGGACGAAAGUGAAGAUGAGGAGCAGGAGGAAGAACAACCGGACCGCAGCGCAGCGACAGGGGGCGAUGAGAGCGAAAAUGAAAUCGUAGCAGUCCGUCGACACACUAAAAAACGUUUAGUGAUCUCUUCCGACGAAGAAGAAACCGAGGCUGACAACGAAACGGCGAGCUCUGCCCGCGACAGCUCCAAAACGGAACACGAUUCCUUCGAUGCUUCACUGUCGGUGCACAGUUUCGAUGCCGCAGAUGCGGGUACUGGUUCAGCUCCGACGAUGAAGAAAGCUGCGCCGCUACUCGAGUCAUCUCCGAUAGUGAAUGUGUCCGGAAACCGGAUAUCAUCCAUUCCUCAUGUUGGUGGCAACCGUGGUUUACCAGCGCACGGCGACGGAGAAGCAAACGAUUCCAUCAGCAUGAAGCUGUCCUCUACGUUGAAAACGGAUGACGAUAAGGCCGAGUUCAUACCGUCGUCGGGAGAUCGGAUGGUUAGAGCUCCGGCGACUCCUGUUGGUCGCCAUUCGACGAGCAUACGGGCAUCGAUCGCCCAGAAACUAUCAUCGACACAGAUACAAGAGGAAGUCGCUGCACCCGCACAAGAUAAAAAAGAUCAGUCGAGCAGCGUGGAGUUGAUAGAAAAAUCGGAAGAGAUACUCUCACUUAGUAGUGAAGACGAAGCCGUGAAGGUGGUACAGGAACAACCACCUCCAGCUCCGGUGCGUCGCUCGGUGACACAAACACUGGUACAACCCACGAUAACGGCAUUCGUGCGGGAACGUGUCUCGCAGAGUGAGUACGAUGCCAAGGUUCGCCAGAUGGCGGACCUCAAAUCGCAGCUCGUGCUGAUCGAGAAUGUGAUGCGCAACAGCAACCGAUUGCCGGACAAGGGGGCCGGGUUGGUACGCCGAAUGGCCGAAAUUAAGCAACAGAUUUUCGAACUGUCCAAAACGAUCGAAAUUACCCGACCAACACCGAAGAAAGGCAUCAAGCAAACGAUCCGCCAGCAGUACGAUCAGAGCGUGGAGAAUUCGGGCAACGUGAGCGAAGGGACAGGGCCUGGGCAAGGGCCAGGAGAAGCCAAGCAGCACAUUAGCUGGGAUGCACUGAAGAAAGCGACAGAUGACAUACAACCUCGGCAUACCGGCAAACAAGGUAUUGCGACCUUCGAAAACCAGAAAAUGCUCACGCUCGAUCGAUUGCAAACGCUUCACAAGUCGAUCGAAACCUGCCCCAGCGAGGACACGCUGGCUGAUCCACCGAAGCUGCUGAAGAUCGGUUUGAUGAACCAUCAGCGGCAUGCGCUGGCGUGGAUGCUAUGGCGUGAGUCACAGAAACCGCGCGGUGGCAUCCUGGCCGACGAUAUGGGCUUGGGAAAGACGCUCAGCAUGAUCUCGUUGAUAUUGAAGGUGGCCGAGCUGGAUCCGGACGGUGAGCAGCUGGCCGGAGCCAUGGAUAGUGAUGAGGAGAACGAAGAGAACCAAAGUUCUGUGGCGAACGCGGGCUGGAAGGGAAAGGGCCGUAAGGAUUACUAUUCCGGUGGGACACUGGUCGUCUGCCCGGCCUCUCUGAUGCGCCAGUGGGAAGGUGAGAUCACGAACCGGGUCAAGCGGAACUCGUUGGCCGUUUGUGUGCAUCACGGUACGCAGCGCGAUACGAAACCACGGCACAUCGCCAAGUACGACGUGGUCAUCACGACCUACAACAUUGUGUCACGCGAGGCCAAGGAUGCCGAAACGGGCAAUGGUGGCGGUCUGUUCGGUGUGAACUGGGAGCGUAUGAUCCUCGACGAGGCACACGUUAUCCGGAACCACAAGAGUGCCAUGUCGGAGGCGUGCUGUAAGUUGCGUGGCCGUUGCCGUUGGCUACUGACCGGUACACCGAUCCAGAACAAGGAGAUGGAUGUGUACGCGUUGAUGAAGUUUCUGCGUUGCUCACCGUUCGACGAUCUGCAGCACUGGAAACGGUGGGUCGAUAACAAGACUGAGAGCGGCAAGACACGUCUCAACACGAUCAUGAAGUCGAUCAUGUUGCGGCGAACGAAGAAACAGCUACAGGACCGUGGAUCACUCAACACGCUGCCAACGAAAGAGAUCGAGCUGAUCGAUGUCACGCUCGAGACGGACGAGAUGAACGUCUACCAGAAGGUGCUGCUAUACUCGAAGACCCUGUUCGCCCAGUUCCUGCACCAGAAGGCGGAGAGAGAGCAGGAGAACGCUUUCGGUGGCGGAAACCGUUUCCGGGCAACGUUUGCCGGCCGCGGGGCUAACAAUGCAUUCGAGAUGGUGCACCAGAAGUUGAAGCGAAUGCACAACAAGGGACAGGAGGCUGAGGUACAGCAGUUUCAGAUUUUGGUGCUGCUGUUGCGCCUUCGUCAGAUUUGCUGCCACCCGGGCCUGAUCCACAAGAUGCUGAGCGAUGACGAGGGAAACUUUGACAUCUCGGGCAACAGCAAUGAGCGAUCGAUGGAGGAUGAACUCGAUCUGCUGGGGCAGCUGAACAAACUGAAGCUAAACGAUGUCCUGGCGGAACAGGAAGCAAAGACAGAGAAUGGUGGUAGUCUGUCGUCGAUAUCUUUGAAUCUUUCCGACAAGCUCAAUCAACCGGAAGCUGUCGCGAAGGCCUCGUCCAAGGUGAUGCUCAAGUCGAACCCUGUAUUCAACCUUGAGCGCAUCAGUUCGAAAAUCGAAAAGCUGUUGCAGUUGCUUGAAGAGAAAAUUAUCGGCACCGACGAUAAGGCUAUCAUCGUUUCGCAGUGGACGAGCGUACUAGACAUCGUGGGUACGCACCUAUCCGCCCGGAACAUUGCGCACGUUGCACUGAACGGAAAGGUGCCGGUAAAAUUCCGGAAUGAUAUCGUCCUGGAGUUCAACAAGCCGUCCGGAAAGUCGAAGAGCGUCUAG